AUGAUUUUGUUUAUUGCAGGGUGCCAUGCCGAGGAUGACGCCACUCCAGCUAGCAACGCGACCGAGGCCGUCGCUCCGGUGCACGCCUUCCGCAAGGGCGCCGAGACCAUGCAGUUCCAGGCCGAGGUGAACAGGCUGAUGGACAUCCUGAUCAACUCCCUGUACUCCAACAAGGACAUCUUCCUGCGCGAGCUCAUUUCCAACGCUGCCGACGCGCUGGACAAGAUCCGCUUCCUGGCUCUGACCGACAAGUCCCAGCUGGGUGACACCGAGGAGUCCCAGGCCCUGGGCAUCCGCAUCUGGGUGGACGAGGAGAGGCGCGUGCUGUCCAUCCGCGACUCCGGCGUGGGCAUGACGCGCCAGGACCUGGUGAACAACCUGGGCACCGUGGCGCGCUCCGGCACCUCGGCCUUCCUAGAGCAGGCCCAGCGCGGCGGCGACCUCUCCCUCAUCGGCCAGUUUGGUGUCGGCUUCUACUCCGUCUACCUCGUCGCCGACUACGUGGAGGUGGUGACCAAGCACAACAACGACAGCCAGUGGGUGUGGGAGAGCCGCGCCUCGGGCGACUACGCGCUGUCGGCCGACGAAGACGGGCCGCAGCUGGGCCGCGGCACGCAGAUCAACAUCCACCUCAAGCCCGCCUGCGAGGAGUACGCGCGCCCGGACAAGCUGCGCGAGCUGGUCCAGCGCUACUCCGAGUUCAUCUCCUUCCCCAUCAGCCUUCAGGUGGAGAAAACCGUUACCAAGGAGGUGCCGCUGGAUGAUGACUCCCCUGCUCCUGACAGCAAGGACGCCGACGACAAGGAUGCCGACGUCGUGGACGAAGACGAGGAGGAGGCCAAGGAGAAGACGAAGACCGUCACUGAAAAGGUCAAGGAGUGGGAGGUGCUGAACGAUGCGCAGGCGCUCUGGCUCCGCGCCCCGGGCGACGUCACCGACGAGGACUACGACAAGUUCUUCCAGGUCCUCAGCAAGGGCCAGUCCAAUCCGCUGGCGCACACCCACUUCCGCGCCGAGGGCGACGUCGAGUUCAAGGCCAUCCUGUACGUGCCCCGCACGCCGCCACCUGACAUGUACCAGGACUACUACAGCCGCAAGCCGAGCCUGAAGCUGUACGUGCGCCGCGUCUUCAUCUCCGACACCUUCGAGGACCUGCUGCCCAAGUGGCUCAGCUUCCUGGUGGGCCUGGUGGACUCCGACUCCAUGCCGCUCAACGUCUCGCGCGAGAUGCUGCAGCUGCACGAGGGCCUCAAGGUGAUCAAGAAGAAGCUGGUGCGCAAGGCACUGGACAUGAUCCGGCGCCUGUCCGACGACGAGCGCUCUGCGGUGAAGGAGCUGGCGGAGCUUGGCCCCGCGCCCGAGGACGAGGGCGAGGCGGCGGCGGCGCGGCGCGCGGAGCUGACGGCGGCGCGCGACAAGUACCCCGCCUUCUGGAAGGCCUUCCACAAGGCGGUGAAGAUGGGGGUGAUCGAGGAGAAGGCGCACCGCAAGCGCAUGCUGCCCCUGCUCCGCUUCCCCACCUCGUCCUCCAACGGCUCCGACACCACGCUGGACGAGUACCUGGCGCGCAUGAAGGAGGGGCAGAAGCACAUCUACUACCACAUUGGCAUGUCCAAGGAGGAGGUGGAGAAGUCGCCGUUUGUGGAGACGCUGGUGGCGCGCGGGUACGAGGUGGUCUACCUCUCCGACCCGCUGGACGAGUACAUGAUGGGGCACCUGAACGAGUACGACGGCCACGACUUUGUCAACGUGGCCAAGGACGACCUGCGCCUGCCGGAGGACGCCGACGCGAAGGAGGCGGAGAAGAAGGAGGAGUUCAAGCCCCUGACCCGGUGGUGGAAGAAGCUGCUGGUGCUGGGCCAGCCCGUGGAGAGGGUGCGCAUAUCUCAGCGCCUCACCUCCCGCCCCUGCGUCGUCAUGGCCAACAAGUUCGGCUGGUCUGCCCAGAUGGAGCGCCUGUCCAUGACCCAGGCCCUGGGCGCCGACCCGUCGCAAGCCAAGUGGCAGCGCGGGCUGCGCACGCUGGAGAUCAACCCCACUCACCCGCUGGUACGUGAGCUGAAGGCGCGCGUGGCGGCCGCGCCCGAUGCCGCCGAGACCAAGAACCGCGCCAUGGUGCUGUACGAGACCUGCCUCAUGGAGUCGGGGUACCUGGUGGAGGACGUGACGGGGUUCAACUCCCGUGUCCUGCACCUCCUGGGCGCCAGCUUGGGUCUGGAGGACCUGGUGGAGCCGACGCCGCCCAAGUCCAAGCUGGACGAGCCCAAGGCGGAGAAGGAGGAGGAGGACGACGACGACGGCGAGCCCAAGACGCACACCUUCACCUCCACGAUGAAGCUUGGGGUGGACGACCUGAAGGGCCCCAUCACCAUCCCUGUCGGCACGCAGGACGAGGUCGCGGCCGAGGGAGAGGCCACAAACAUGGUGCAGAAGGGCCUGAACGCCCCCACCCUGGAGCAGGAGAUUGCUGCCUGGAGUGAGGUGGUGGACCGCUACUCGCUGUCCAACGAGCCCUGGGCCGCAGAGGUGGCCGGCCGGGCGCUGGGCAACCGCGGCAACGCCCGCGCGCGCCAGGGCGACAUGGAGGGCGCGCUGGCCGACCUGGACGCCGCGGCGGACAAGUGCCCUUGGGCCGUAGACCCCGUGCUGAAACGCGGCGUGGUUCUGGAGGCGCUGGGGCGCUGGGACGACGCCAUCGCCGACUUCACCGAGGUGCUGGCCGUGGCGCCGCGCGACCCCGCCGCCUGGAACAACAUGGGCAAUGCGCACGCAGGCGCGGGGCGGUAUGCCGAGGCGCUGGCCUACUACGACGGCGCGGUGCAGCUGGCGCCUGCCUUCUCCUUUGCCGCGGCCAACAAGGCGCUGGCCCUGUAUCAGCUGGAACAGGACGAGCUGAGCCUGCACGAGAUGCGGUCCCUGCUGCGCCGCUACCCGUCCUUUGUGGACGUGCGUGCGGCGCUGACGGCGGCGCUCUGGCGUGCCGGACAGGAGGCGGAGGCGGAGGACCAGUGGCUGCGGGUAGACGACCCCCGGUACAGGGAGCGCGACUGGCUGGUGACCAAGCGGCGGUGGCCCCCGCGCCUGGUGGGAGACCUGCUGGCCUUCCUGUCGCUGCAGAGCACCGUGGUGCCCGCCGCCUGA
Molecule: messenger RNA, 3141 nt
Organism: Auxenochlorella protothecoides
Lineage: Eukaryota; Viridiplantae; Chlorophyta; Trebouxiophyceae; Chlorellales; Chlorellaceae
Product: Endoplasmin-like protein
Exons: 18
Coding region: 1-3141 (1046 amino acids)
Biological process (GO): protein folding
Molecular function (GO): ATP-dependent protein folding chaperone; ATP binding; ATP hydrolysis activity
Source: RefSeq, a predicted model, not a curated record